UGGUAUCCAAAAAUAAUAUUGAGAGAAGGCAGCGUUUUUUGUCGAUAAAGUAGCCAUUACGCAACACAGGCCUCGAACACGAAAUUUCACACCAAAUCCGACCUGACAGGUGAAGAUAUUAAAAAUGCAGUAUGCUUCUCCAGAGUCAUCAAGAACCGCAGGAAGAGGAUCUUUCACCCUGCAGAACACAGUUAGCCUCAGUUUUAGGUCCUGCAAGAGUGGGAUGGGUUACAGCUGCAUCAGGACCCAAUGGUAUUGGUGUGUGUGGGCCUUGCUGACAUGCAUCGCUCUCUGGGAACAGGUCCUUGAGAAAAACAGAGUUUAUCUGAAAGGGAGGGAUGGUGUGGAGAUUGCAUAAUAUUCGUCAUGGCUUAAGAGAGUGGCUAAAGGUUAUGUACUGUGCCCAACUUGUCAAGGACAGAGCAAAUGCAUAAGGGAUGGGGCAAGGAAGGAGAGAGUGAGACAGGGGAGGGAGGAAAGAUCAGACCUCCCCUUUAACCUGUGGCAGCAGUAGCAGCAUUCUUGAUCCAUGACAGUGAAACAGCAAGUGCUUGGUGUUCUUAAGUCUGUGGGUUUCAUCUGGAGGAUUCACCAUCCACGCUAAACUAACAGAUGCGAAGAGAUUAUUAUGAGGAAGCCAUUAGAGACUCUGGACCCUGCGAGGAAUCGGGGAGUACAUUGUUCCUGUCAGGUUUAAGUAGAGUGGGCGUGUAACCAUGUUCGGCACUCCAUAGAUUUCAGACCACCGGACCCCUGAGCUGCCCGUCAACCAUGGAUGGGUCUGAUUGCACCCCUCUGCAGCGGAACAGCAAGCGCCAUCGAGUGCAUCACGUCAGGAGGAAACUACGCCCUUCUCGGAUUUUUGGUUUUAUCCUGAGCAUCUCUGCCCUCACAUUGUUCCUGUCUUGGAGUGCCUUUACUUUCACUUUGGGCCCAUUCCCAAGAUGGAUGCCACUCACCUCUCCCACAAACCAUGAGGAACUUGCAGAGCCAGUGCCACACAGAACUGUCCUAUCUUCCGACGAAGAGCGCAAUGUUUCGGCAGAUAUGCCCAUCGCUAUGGCCUCAUCCGAUGAGCACAAGGGAGACUAUCCAGAGGAUCUGUUCACAUUGGAGGAGAGGAGGCAAGGUGCUGUCGGGCUGCAUAUGUUAGGCAUGUUGUACAUGUUCAUUGCCCUCGCUAUCGUCUGCGACGAGUUUUUCGUCCCCGCUCUCACCGUAAUCACAGAAAAACUGGAAAUCUCGGACGACGUAGCGGGCGCCACCUUCAUGGCCGCUGGAGGCUCUGCUCCCGAGCUCUUCACCUCUGUGAUCGGUGUGUUCAUCUCACACAGCAACGUUGGCAUCGGGACCAUCGUGGGUUCUGCUGUCUUCAACAUAUUGUUCGUGAUCGGGAUGUGUGCUCUCUUUUCACGUGAGAUUCUCAACCUCACCUGGUGGCCUCUGUUUAGAGAUGUCAGCUUUUAUAUCAUUGGACUAAUUAUGCUUAUCGUUUUCUUCCUGGAUAACUACAUUACCUAUGUCGAGAGCAUUGGACUGUUACUCUGUUACGUAAGCUAUGUCACUUUCAUGAAGUACAACGUGACUGUUGAGACUUUGAUCAAGACCAAAUUACUCAGGAAUCAAGUGGACGACAUUGAAGCUCCUCCUAAGGUUAUCAGUGCAGGAGAUGAUGAAAAUAAACUCUCGGCUAAACCCCGCCUCCAGAGAGGAGGAAGCUCCGCCUCCCUCCACAACACCCUCAUGAGAAACAGCAUCUUCCAGCUAAUGAUUCACACUCUCGAUCCUCUCAGCGAAGAUAUUCUAGGGAAGUUCAAGGAGAAAGCAUCGAUCCUACACAAGAUUGCAAGAAAAAAGGGAGAAGAUGAAGCAAAUGGUGUUGUGGACAAGAAUCUUCCCAACAGCACUAAUGUGGAGGUAGAAGUCACUCCGCCCAUGAAUGGCAGUGCUGGACCUGAGGCUGAGGAGGAGGAGGAAGAUGAAGACCAGCCUCUGAGCUUGGCAUGGCCAGACACACCGAGGAAGCAAGUAACAUACCUCUUGAUUUUCCCCAUCGUCUUUCCAUUGUGGCUGUCGCUGCCAGAUGUCCGCAGAGAUACAUCAAAAAAGUUCUUUCCGAUCACAUUUUUGGGAUCUAUUAGUUGGAUUGCUGUUUUCUCUUAUCUGAUGGUGUGGUGGGCUCAUCAGGUUGGCGAGACCAUUGGAAUCACGGAGGAGAUCAUGGGUUUGACUAUUCUAGCGGCCGGUACCUCCAUUCCUGAUCUCAUCACCAGUGUCAUUGUUGCCCGGAAGGGUCUCGGCGACAUGGCCGUCUCCAGCUCAGUCGGCUCCAACAUAUUUGACAUCACUGUGGGCCUGCCUUUUCCAUGGCUGCUCUUCUCAAUCGUGAACGACAUGACUCCAGUGACCGUGAGCAGCAACGGCCUGUUCUGCGCCAUCGUUCUGCUCUUCCUCAUGCUCCUCUUCGUCAUUAUCUCCAUCGCUGUGUGCAAGUGGAAGAUGAGCAAGCUGCUGGGUUUCUUCAUGUUCCUGCUCUACUUUGUGUUCCUGGUGGUCAGCGUAAUGCUGGAGGACAAGUUCAUCAUCUGCCCGGUCUCCAUUUGAUUCCUUUAUCGUGCACGCCGUAGCUCUUUUUCUGGGAACAGACCCUUAUUUAUUGGGCAUCCGAAUGAUAACAUGAGAGCUUGACCGCAGCUGCGCUGUGGCUCUGCAUCUUUAUAUCCACUGAAGUCUGAGUAGCAGGGCUUUCCAAGCAGUAGUUUGUUAUGGGAAAGUAGUGCAAUAUUCUGCAUGCACUCUCAAAAGCAGUACAUAGAGACUUGAUGUACUGUAGAUUUUAGCCAUUUUUAAUACGCUUUAUGAAGAGGAUGGACUUUAAGAGCAAGGAGACACAACAUCCAAUGGGAAGGCGGACAUCUAUGGGGAAUGUCUACAGACUCAGGAAAGGACCUUUGGUGCAAAUAUGCAAUAAUAAAUCAAUCACGAUCCUGGUACUGUGCUUUAAAGCUCAUGAUAUCAUUAGCCUUGUGUUGCACAAUAACUUUAAAAGAAGGAAGAAACAAAGCUUUAUAUUUGCUUUGUCUGAACGCUGGUCCUUUCUGAUUGUUACUUGAGCAUUUUCAUUCUGAGUAUAUCAUAUCUUUUAUUGAAUAGACUUGUAGACAUAGUCAGAAGUCUAUUCUUAACUAAAUAUUUAGGACUAAAUUUAAGAUUUAUGUUUUUGAAUUGCUUCUGUCCAUUUGAAUUACAAAGUUUUAACAAACUAAUAAACUUCAUGUGAUACAUAUGAUGGUUAUUAUAGUUAACUAAAACAGCAACAACAAAAAUAUUUUCGUUACUUGACUUUUCUCAUUUUCAUUUCAUGUAACUUGAUGUAAAAAAUUUGAUUAAAAGUAAUAAAAACUAUAUAGACUUAAAAUUAAGUCAUUUAAAUCAAAUUAAAAUGGAAAAUGCAAAAAUAACUAAUUCAAAAUAUUAAAAAUACUAUCACAACGGUACUAAAAUAACACUGAUGCAUAUUUGUCAUUCAUACAUAAAUGAAAUAAGAUUUCUGUAAUAGUACGAACGCAGAAUAAGCAGGUUUAUAUAUUUAUCAAUCCAGUUUGUUUAAUUAAUUGAAUAUUGCUUGUUUCAUAGCAAUCAUAUUUUAACCCAUGCCCAUGCCUGAGUAAAUUGAAUUUGAGUAAAUGCAUUUUGAAGCAAACAUUUAAUAAUAACUAUGCCAUGAUUUUUUUUUUUUUUUUUGAGUGCAGAAAUCUAACCCAUUUCUUUUCAUUCAUGUAUGAUGGACAAAUAUGCAUUACAUUAAGUUCAUUAGUUUAUGUUAAAACUCUGUAAUCCAAAUGGAUGGAAUUUUUAUAUGCAAUGUCAAUACAUAAAUCUUAAAUUUAGGCCCAAUAUUUUUUUAAAGUGUAGAACUGCAAAUAAUCAGUAUCCAACUCAAAGAUUUGGAGCGCUCGUUGUACUAUUGAAUAUAAUUAACCACAUUAAUUAUGAUAUUUGGUAAAUGCGAUAUUUUAUAUGUUUAUUCUCUGGAACUGAUGUUUAAUUUGGCAUGAUUCGUUUGGAGAAAUGCAAUGAAUGAAUGAAUGAAUAGUGCAAGGCAUUCUCUGCUUAUAGAAGAGAACCAGUUAUCGCUCUCUCUUCACAAUCAGUUACAGCAAAAGCUGUCAUUUCUUGAGCUGUAGGGUGUCUUCAUCAUCUUCAGCAUCAUCAUCAUCUGUCUAGACUAUUGAGCAGUGUUCAUGAACUUCUACAGGCUCCACUGUUAUCAUAGCUGCCAGCUGGUGUUAAUGUGAGUAGAUGUGUGAGAGAGUUCGGUGCACUUUGCAGAACUCUUUAUUGAUUAUUCAUCCUGUAUCUCUCAUUCCUGUCUUAAAUCAUUUCGGAUGAUGGAAUGAAAUUUGGAAGUGAAAGUACUAAAGGAAUGGAGCACCCAACACCUUUGCAGUUGACCGUUAUUCUUAGUUAAAUACAUGUGUAUCUAUCCAUUCAUAAUUUCUGUGUAUUUACAUGAGUGAUGGACAAAAUAAAAUUAUUUCUAAACUUACACUAAA
This is a messenger RNA of Onychostoma macrolepis, 4556 nucleotides long. RefSeq names its product solute carrier family 24 member 2 (gene slc24a2b). Gene Ontology annotation, cellular component: membrane. Gene Ontology annotation, molecular function: calcium channel activity; calcium, potassium:sodium antiporter activity. Gene Ontology annotation, biological process: long-term synaptic depression; long-term synaptic potentiation; intracellular calcium ion homeostasis. NCBI's taxonomy places the organism in Eukaryota, Metazoa, Chordata, Actinopteri, Cypriniformes, Cyprinidae. The transcript is spliced from 13 exons. The coding region runs from base 772 to 2604 and encodes 610 amino acids. The record is from RefSeq and is a predicted model, not a curated record.